AUGUUGAAACAUGUUUGCAAUUUUUUGAUAGAUAUGGGUUCUGCUGCCUCUCACCAAACUCGAGAUGUGACUUUCCACCCCGACGAUAUUGUAAUUAGCGAAGAUGUAAUUAAGCGAAUCAAAAAUGCUGCUACCACCGAGGAUAAUACGAAAGAUGACGUUCGUGCCCCAGAAUCGUUCAAACCGCAAUAUAGCCUAGGUUUAAAACAUGAACUAGAAGAGGCAGAAAGAAGAUACGAAAAGCUCCUGCAACUAUUAGAAAAACGUAAUGAACAACUGUUCAACGAGGCUGCAGAAGAAUAUACACGGACAGUUGAGCGUUUAGAAAACAAGUACAUGAGACCUACUCCUGGGGGGUGUUGUGCUGCAGCUGAACAAAGAGUCGAAGAUUGUUAUAAGCAGAAUCCUGGAAGAAUACUUUUGUGUUCCAAACUUGUUUCAGAGUAUGAUCGUUGUGUGCAAAAUUUCCUUGUCACUAUGUCUAGGAAAGUGUCAAAUGCUGCCUGA
This is a messenger RNA of Schistosoma intercalatum, 507 nucleotides long. The record is from the annotation of a GenBank genome assembly. Lineage: Eukaryota; Metazoa; Platyhelminthes; Trematoda; Strigeidida; Schistosomatidae.